This is a messenger RNA of Lolium rigidum, 1557 nucleotides long. RefSeq names its product F-box protein At5g46170-like. Lineage: Eukaryota; Viridiplantae; Streptophyta; Magnoliopsida; Poales; Poaceae. The transcript is spliced from 2 exons. Gene Ontology annotation, molecular function: protein binding. Bases 1 to 1164 code for a protein of 387 amino acids. The record is from RefSeq and is a predicted model, not a curated record.
AUGGAAGAGGAAGGACGCGAGGGCCGGCCGCGUGCGGACGCCGGCGCGGCCGCGGCCGGAGAGGACGACGAGGACCACUUCGACCGGCUGCCGGACGCCGUGCUCCUGGACGUCUUCAACCACAUCGGCGACGUCAAGGCGCUGGGCCGCUGCGCGCUGGUCUCGCGCCGCUUCCACGCGCUCGUCCCGCUCGUCGACUCCGUCCUCGUGCGCGUCGACUGCGUCAUACCCGACGACCCGCCGCCCUCCGCCUCCUCCUCCUCCCCACCACCAGCCCCCGCGCGGGGGCGGGGCGCGCUGGCCCACAUCGCGCGGUUCCUGCUCGGCGGCAUCGUCCGGCCCAUCCAGGCGCUCGGCCAGAUCCUCUCCCCGACCCUGGCGCUCGUCUCCCGCCGCUCCCUCGCCCCACCUCCCACCACCGCCGCAACCGCUCCCCCACCCGCGGGAGACAUAUCCCACCACUCGCCCGCCGAGGUGCUCCGCGCCUUCAAGGAGCUCCGCCGCCUCCGCAUCGAGCUGCCGGCCGGCGAGCUGGGCGUCGACGACGGCGUGCUCCUCCGCUGGAAGGCCGACUUCGGCUCCACCCUCCGCAGCUGCGUCAUCCUCGGCGCCUCCUCCGUGUCCCCCAAACCGCCACCAUCCUCCCCCAGAGAGCCCGAGGAGCUGGCCAGCAUCCCGGAGUCCCUGCACACGAACGGGGGCCUCAAGCUGCGGGUCGUCUGGACGAUCAGCUCGCUCAUCGCCGCCUCGGCGCGGCACUACCUGCUGCAGCCCAUCAUCACGGACCACGGCACGCUCGACAGCCUCGACCUCACGGACGCCGACGGCCAGGGCGUGCUCACCAUGGACAGGACGCAGCUGCAGGAGCUGCGGGCGCGGCCCCUCUCGGUGUCCGGGACCUCGCACCGCACGCUCAUGCCGUCCCUCAUCAUGCGCCUCUGGUACGCUCCGCACAUCGAGCUUCCCGGGGGAGUGCUGCUCAAGGGCGCCACGCUCGUGGCCAUCAGGCCUAGCGACGAUGUGCUCAAGGAGGGGGGAGGGGCUGAGGCCGCUGGUCCGGCCGGUGCGCCCUGGAUCUCGGAUGCCUUUGAGGAGCCGUAUCGGACGGCCGCAAAGGCGCUUUUCAAGCGCAGGACAUACAGCCUUGAGAUGAACUCCUUCUGACCUUCACCCAGUUUGACCUUCUAGCAGGAUGACAGGAUGCGCCUCACACAUAUGCAGUAUACACACCAUGUAUAGCGAAGUGGAAUGGAAUGUUAUAUCUACAGCAGAAGCACCUUGAAGUGAAACCAUAAUAUGUUCCGUACGUGAGGUUGUGGUUCUCUUCUAUGGCGCACCCAUCCAUAUUCUAUUUCGGGGAAUCAUUUUUUCAUGUUUCUGCCCCUGUUAUUCUGCUAGCUCUAUAUACUGAACUGUAGACUAAACAUUUUAUCAUUUCUAGACACGUUUGAGCUAUGCUGUCGUACGUGUUUUGAAUGGUUGGGCCUUUAUGUGUCUCGGACUUUAGACUGGUUACAUUUUUGAAUUAUAGACUAAACAUGCUCUCGUUUCAUGAAA